AGCUACCUCAGAACGCCUCCGCCAUCAUGGCCGCCCCCGGCGGGCCGGCCGGUGCGUCACUUCCGCCGCGACCCGGCGGGCGGAAGUUCCGGUGGGAGCGCGUCAGGGGGAGCCGGGAGGAGAGCGCGCGCCGGGCCCGCGGGAGAGGUGCCAGUGUCUGAGUCCCUCUCGGUGUAUGUGUGGUAACAACAUGUCUGUCCCCCUCCUCGCUGACGCAGUGACUGUCUCAGGGGCAGAGCGGGAGACGGCCGCGGUCAUUUUCUUACAUGGCCUUGGAGACACGGGGCACAGCUGGGCUGAUGCGCUCUCCUCCAUCCGCCUGCCCUAUGUGAAAUACAUUUGCCCCCACGCGCCCCGCAUCCCUGUGACCCUCAACAUGAAGAUGGUGAUGCCCUCGUGGUUUGACCUCAUGGGGUUGACUCCGGAUGCACCUGAGGAUGAAGCUGGAAUCAAGAAAGCUGCAGAAAACAUUAAAGCAAUUAUCGAGCACGAGAUGAAGAAUGGGAUCCCACCCAACCGCAUCAUCCUGGGGGGCUUCUCACAGGGUGGUGCCUUGUCGCUGUACACGGCUCUCACUUGCCAGCACCAGCUGGCCGGCAUCGUGGCGCUCAGCUGCUGGCUCCCACUGCACAAAGCCUUCCCGCAGGCAGCAAACAACGGUGUGAACAAGGACAUUGCCAUCCUGCAGUGCCACGGGGAGAUGGACCCCAUGAUCCCCGUCCGCUUCGGGGCCCUCACGGCUGAGAAGCUGAAAUCUGUCGUCACCCCCACCAAGGUCCAGUUCAAAACCUACCCCGGGGUGAUGCACAGUUCCUGUCCUCAGGAGAUGAUGGCAGUGAAGGAGUUCAUCGAGAAGCUGCUGCCCCGGAUCUAAGCGGAGCCAAUCCAGACUGUGGCAGGGAAGGACUCUGAGGCUGCAGCUGCGGAUCCUUCCCCCGUGACCUGCCCGUUGCACACGGAAGCCAUGGCCCCCUCCGCACAUCCCGCCUCUCCCCGUCUCCUCGCACCGCAUCCUCUCCGGCCGGGGGUGCUCGUCUCUCCCUGCUGCUCUCGGAGCUGAGAUUGGAGUUAAGGCGAGUCUUUGAGCGGCCUUUUCUCUC
Molecule: messenger RNA, 1100 nt
Organism: Pezoporus occidentalis (night parrot)
Lineage: Eukaryota; Metazoa; Chordata; Aves; Psittaciformes; Psittacidae
Gene: LYPLA2
Product: lysophospholipase 2
Exons: 10
Coding region: 176-874 (232 amino acids)
Biological process (GO): protein depalmitoylation
Cellular component (GO): cytoplasm
Molecular function (GO): carboxylic ester hydrolase activity; palmitoyl-(protein) hydrolase activity
Source: RefSeq, a predicted model, not a curated record